UGGGUGAGGGCUCCGCCACGCCGCUCCGGGAUCCUCUGGCGCAGAGAGAUAGCGCAGCUUGGCCGCCAGCGAGCACCGAGCCGGGCUGGGAGGGCAGACGAUGUGAUCUAAUACGGGCGGCCGGCAGCAGCUACGGGCGGAGCGGCACUCAAGCAGCUGUCGAACUCGGCGCUGCUUAUUAGUGUGUGUGUGUCUGUGUGUGUGUGUGUGUGUGUGUCGUCGUUGAGCGGAGGCGCAGAAGCCCGGAGGCUGACCGAAGCGCUCUAUUGCGGCUCUGUAUUUCAACUCAGCCAUGAUGUCAGUACAAACUCCUCCUCUUUCCCGCUCUGGCUCCUCCCCCUCUAAUGUGGGUCUGGCCAAUCGCAGUGGCCCCUCCGCUACUCCUCCCACCUCCCUCAGCCUUCGCUCUUCAUACAAUCAGUUGCUUGGGCGAGAUGUCAUCAAGGAGUCUAUGGAAACUGGAAGUGCGGCCACCUUGCCAAAGAGCCGUCAGAGGUACGCAAUGACCAGUGUGCGGAGCGCUAUGGGGAUAAGUGACAACUUGGCUUUGUCUUCUAAAAACCAACCUGUGACCAGAGGGAGGGGUCUCCCCACCAAGUCCUCCUCCAGUUCUGCCCUCUACUCCUCCUCGUCCUCCUCCUCGCUGUUUAAUACAAACAACCCCAAACUGGCUAAGAAUGGGGCCAACAUGCAGCGAAGAGCUGAGAGUCAGCAGCUGGAGCUAAGCAGGGCCAAUACAGAGGGCAAAAUUCACAAUGAUCCGAUCAAUAACCCCAGUUCUGACUGGCUCGAAUUUGGAAUAGACAACUCACAGUUGCCCCCGUUCCGUAGAAGGACCAAGAGCUUCUUGGAGUAUCAUGGGAAGGGCUGGGAUCUGGACCUCAACAAAGAUGACAAGGAGGAGAAGAAGCAGCAGCCUCCUUCAGAGAAGGAGCAGAGCAGCCCUGCCAAGGAGAGGGAGAGCCAGAAGGAGGAGAAGUCCAGCAGCAAGCAGACCUGCCAGGAAGAGAAAGAAGAGGUGGAACCAGUGGUGGAGGAGGAGAAAGAGGAAAAUGACCCCACACCCACACCAAGGCAGCCCCUUCUACCAGUGGUGGUGGAAGCUCCGCUGUCCCCCACGUCCUCCUCCUCCUCCUCCUCCUCCUCCAACAACAGCCCAGAAUGGGUCCCAGACCAUCCCAACCUACUCCUAAACCAGGCUCCAGUCCAGGUCAGAGAGGAGCUCUGUGCCCAGAUUCAGGCGAGUCCACGCAGCCCUGCAAAGCCCCCCAGAAGCUCCCAGCCCCGGGUGAUCAAGGUGGAGCUGCACCCUAACAACGAGAACCAGUUCCUGCAACAGUACCCACCUUCUUCCCCUAAACAGGCCCGGGCUGCAGAAAGGAACACCCCAACCAGGAUCCGGGCACCCCCUGCCCUCCCAGAUCCUGAACCAGUGAUUAGGCUUCCUAAAGUGGGCUUAAGAAUGGAUCUGACUCCUGAAACUCCAUCAGAGGAUGAAGACUCCAGUUGGACCACCCUGUCCCAGGAGACGCCCUCUCCUCAGACUCCACGGGAGACAGCAGAUGUAUGGAGUGAGGGGGACCUGCCCCCUGGCUGGCGGGAGAUAUCAGACUCAUCAGAGGUCUAUUUCUGGCACAUCCCCACUGGCACAACACAGUACCACCGACCUGUUGCCUCCGGCAACCAAAACACCUCUCCCAUCAAUGAGCCAGACACUCAGCACGACCCACAGGAAACGCAGGACUCCCUCAAGCCACCAAACGAGCGCCCCAGCAGUCUGAUAUCUGACAGUUCGGUGGAGCCGGUUCCGUCCCCCUCUGGCUCCUCCCCAUCCUCCUCCUCCUCCUCCACUCCCUACGAUGAUGUCACCUCUUCUGGACCAAAUCUCAACACCACCACCUGCACAGCCAACGAGCUGAAGGACUAUCCAGUCUAUCCAGAUCCCAGUCUGAAGGCGUUUGAAGGGGCUACCUUGCGCUAUGCCUCACUUAAACUCAACGCCCCAGCCCAGCUAGAGACAGUGGACCUCAACAAUACCCUCUCCGAUCCAGAGGGAAUGUCAUUUCCAGUGCGAUCUCUGGGCUGGGUGGAGAUGGCAGAACAGGACCUAUGUGAGGGGAGGAGCAGCGUGGCCGUCCACCACUGCAUCAGACAGCUGUCCUACUGCAGGAGGGACAUACGGGACUCAGCCGGUGUCUGGGGAGAGGGUAAAGGGAUGCUCUUGGUGCUUCAAGACCGCAUGUUGACCCUUGUUGACCCAGAUGAUCGCAGCCUACUCCACUCUCAGCCAAUCAGUAGCAUCCGUGUCUGGGGAGUCGGCCGAGACCAUGACAGAGAAAGGGACUUUGCCUAUGUGGCGAGAGACAAAAACACGCGGGUGCUGAAGUGCCACGUGUUCCGAUGUGACACCCCUGCCGCAGCCAUCGCCACAAGUCUCCACGAAAUCUGCUCCAAGAUUAUGGCUGAAAGAAAAAGUGCCAAGGCUGCAGCUAGCAGCUCCUCCCAGACCGGCUCUGAUGUACCCCUACAGGAGUUUCCCAUGCCAAAGACUGAGUUGGUGCAGAAGUUUCAUGUGCUGUAUCUGGGCAUGACGUCUGUGUCUCGCCCCAUAGGUAUGGACAUCAUAAAUGGAGCUGUAGAAAAUCUCCUGUCCUCCACAGGCAAAGAGGACUGGACUCCUGUGAUAUUAAGUAUUGCUGACACCACACUGGCUGUCAUCAAAGAAAAGGAAGAGGAAGAGGAGGUGUUGGUGGAGUGUCGAGUACGCUUCUUGUCCUUCAUGGGCGUGGGACGAGAUGUGCACUCAUUUGCCUUUAUUAUGGACACUGGGAGCCAGCAUUUCCAGUGCCAUGUCUUCUGGUGCGACCCCAACGCAGGCAGUGUCUCUGAGGCUGUGCAGGCAGCAUGCGUGCUGCGGUAUCAGAAGUGUCUGGUGGCACGGCCGCCCUCCCAACGUGCUGGCUCCUCAUCCUCGCCCUCUGCGGACACGGUGACACGCCGAGUGACCACCAGCGUGAAGCGUGGCGUCCAGUCUCUCAUAGACACUCUGAAACCCAAGAAACAGCCAUCGGAACUCCCCCAGCAAUGACCGUCACCAGUGACCACAGCACCAUCCCAACCGACACCUCACACACUGUCAUCGCCACAACAACACCUAGUCAGUACCAGCCAUGGUAACCAAUGAUGUACAUACAUGUUAACAAACUCCACAGCAGAUGAAGGAAAUGAGAACAGUCCUCCAGUGAGCCUGAUGAUAAUGAAAACAAUGACAAGUAAACUGAUCUGUUUCAUGAGGAGGAAUGAAAAGCUAGUGUCACUGGUUGAACUUUGACCUUUGAAUGCUGCUGUGUCCAGGUGGAAACCACCUGCUGGCUUCACUGGUCCUUACUUUAUGUGGAUUUAUGGGACUGGAUAAAUUAUUUGAUGAAGCAGACAGGACAAAGGAUAACCCAGAAGAAAAAGAUCACAUUUCUAUUAAUAGACUGGUUUAUCAUUGGUUUACUCCCAUUGUCUUUCAUGCUCUGUCCCGUCCUGUAAAAACAUCAUCAGCACAGUAAGAGCUCCUGGACUGGACGCCUGAAACGCUAAGCUAUGAAUGCCUUUUCAGGACAGACAAGGUGACAACUUCCUGUCAUGGCAUCUGAACAGAUGAAUAAGAAAGAAAAC
Molecule: messenger RNA, 3666 nt
Organism: Etheostoma spectabile (orangethroat darter)
Lineage: Eukaryota; Metazoa; Chordata; Actinopteri; Perciformes; Percidae
Gene: apbb2a
Product: amyloid beta (A4) precursor protein-binding, family B, member 2a
Exons: 15
Coding region: 293-3088 (931 amino acids)
Biological process (GO): regulation of DNA-templated transcription
Cellular component (GO): nucleus; cytoplasm
Molecular function (GO): transcription factor binding; amyloid-beta binding
Source: RefSeq, a predicted model, not a curated record